GCCACCAAGCCACCAAAACAACACGCGCGGGCGCAGUAACAAGUCCGCCACGGAUACAGCACGAGCACGUCUCUCGUCUCCCCUCUCUUCGCCGUCCGGGUCGGCCGUUGCGAAGCGAGACAAGCCACCGGCCCCCGCCCCGUCACCGCACGCCUAGGGUUCCGAUGGAGCCCGCUUCCCCCUCGGCCGCGUCUCCUCCGGCGGAGGAGGAGGCGGCGGCGGUGGCGAGGCGGAGGUUGCCGGAGGAGCUGAAGCUGCGGCGGAGGACGCUGGAGACGGUGCUGGAGCAGUGCCAGCGCGCGCUCGAGAUGAUACGCGAGGUCGAUCUGGAGGAGAUUGAGGAGGGGGCGAAUUCUAAGGAGGGACUGCAGGAGGACGGGGGCGGCGAGGCGGACGGCAACGGCGGCGGUGACGAAGGUGCGCCGCCGCCGCCGCCCUCGGACGCCGACUACGAGACGGACGAGCUGUGCGAUCUUCUCCAAUCAAGGGUUCAAUCACCUGAAUUUCUCGAGAAGCUAGAUAGCAUUCAGAAGUCAGUGUAUCAACAUGGUGCAGUAGAUGAAACGGUAUCAUGGGAUAUUGUAAGUGCGGCAGAUAUAUGGGAUGAUAAGAGUAUGAACGUUAGUGAUGAUUCAGAGGAUGGAUAUGUUCUUGUUAAGCAAGAGGACAUAGUUGAUGGCAUUGCAUGCUUCAUGGCUGCAUACUUGCUGUCACUGAAGCAAACUAAGGACUUGACGCCUGAUCAACUUCAACAAGCUCUUAGCAAGACAUUUUCAGCUAAAAAGAGGAAAGGCAAGCUUCAGAAGGCAUGGGAUGGAACAAAAGUUAUUUACAACGUAGCAUCAUGGAGUGCGACAGCUGUUGGUAUCUACCAGAAUCCAGCGAUUGUACAAGCAGCAACAACAGCCUUUUGGACAUCCUGCCGUGUAAUAUCCAAAUUUCUGUGAAUGAUCCAUAUGGCUGGACGGUGCAAACCUGCAAACACUGUCCGUGGCAAUGCUAAAGCCUUCUGUUUCAAAAAAAAUCUACGGGAAACAUUGUUCCAACCUUUGUGGUACACUUAAAUUCAUGUAAAUAUUCCUGACCUGCAUGUUCGUUGAUUGCUUAUAAUAGUGAGAUCGUAUGUCAUAAGAUAUCUGCUCGAAGCUUCAAACCGCAUCAGGGAUGACAUGUGGGGCUAGUCUGUGGCACGUCACGUGAUCUAAUGGUCAAACACACCUCCCUGUGUUUGCGAGUACCAUUUUGUAUCAAAACCCCAACCAUUACUGUACAUGAUGCCCAUGGGUUGCAUAUCAGCCAUCCUACUCAAAAUGGGUGUACCAGUGUAAAUAUCUCAAUUCGUUUGAAUAAAUUCAUUUGUGCCUGUUUCGCCUCA
Molecule: messenger RNA, 1375 nt
Organism: Panicum hallii
Lineage: Eukaryota; Viridiplantae; Streptophyta; Magnoliopsida; Poales; Poaceae
Exons: 6
Coding region: 165-947 (260 amino acids)
Source: RefSeq, a predicted model, not a curated record